Pseudocercospora fijiensis CIRAD86 is the source of this 709-nucleotide messenger RNA. RefSeq lists its product as uncharacterized. NCBI's taxonomy places the organism in Eukaryota, Fungi, Ascomycota, Dothideomycetes, Mycosphaerellales, Mycosphaerellaceae. The transcript has a single exon. Gene Ontology annotation, molecular function: actin filament binding. Gene Ontology annotation, biological process: actin filament bundle assembly. The coding region runs from base 47 to 700 and encodes 217 amino acids. The record is from RefSeq and is a predicted model, not a curated record. Gene Ontology annotation, cellular component: cytoplasm.
CGCACGAGAUGGACGUGACAGGACUCCUCUACAUCAUGUCGCGGCAAUGGCUUUUUACGACGACCCUGGACGUGAGGCGAUUCUCUGCGCGCGGCUGAUCCUAGAUGCUGAUUCUGAGGGAACCAGUCUUGGAUCCAAAGAUGAGGACGGGAGGAUCCCUCUUCAUUAUGCCUCGGCCGUAAUGGGUGAGAAUCUGCAGUUGCUACCGCUUUUGAUCGAUGCGACUACAGAUCAGACCCUAGUUCUGGCGCAAGAUAAGUGGGGCCAGCUUCCUCUACAUUAUUCAAUAGCAAUUCGUCAUCAUGGCGGGGCUGCUUGCUUUACGAGCAAAUUCGUGGCUGCACUGCUUCAGGCAGAUCAUGAAAAGAAGUCGCUACAUAUUGCGGAUAACAGUGGCAGGCUUCCAGUGCAUUGCCCAGCCUUGGAGGGCUGCCUGGCGUGUGUCAAGCUCUUGGUCGAAGCUGACGUCACAAGAUCGAGUCUACUUGUACGAGAUCGGGAUGGAGCUACACCGCUUGAAUGUGCGCAGCGGGGGCAAGAGGAUCACGAGAGGGAAGGGUACAGAACGGAGUAUCUGGAAGACAAACUCAAUAAAUACAUUGACGUCGUUCAAUAUCUCACCAAGGCUACGGCAGAAGCGCAAAGACUUCAAGCGAAUGAAUCGAAGGUAGCCGACUCGACAGCAGGCUCUUCAAGCUGAAUCUCACAU